Dicrocoelium dendriticum is the source of this 634-nucleotide messenger RNA. The record is from the annotation of a GenBank genome assembly. Lineage: Eukaryota; Metazoa; Platyhelminthes; Trematoda; Plagiorchiida; Dicrocoeliidae.
GAAUAGUGGACCACACCUAGAUCAUGGUGAGUCACGUGAGGAAGUUCACUCCCAUCGAGCACAACUUGUGGAGGAAGCAGGCGCUCCGAUAUGCAGCACUGAACACUUUACCCGGUUUAUGGUCAACAACCACAAGACAGACCAUUCCCAGAGUCUAUCCAGAGCCCGUUGAAGAGCCACAGGACCUCCAGGGAAAUCAACGAUAUUCCAGAGCUUUAGGUCAUCAGCAAAUAAGAGCGAUGGUACCUCAAGCUCCUCCGGCAAGUCAUUCACGUACUGAGAAAAGCAGCGGACCUAGGACAGAGCCUUGCGGAACGCCGCUAAGUACAGCUUGUCGAAACGAAAGACUUUCCCACACGAAUACACUGUUCCCGUCCAUCCAUUGGAGAGCGUGACCAGCUAUUCCACACGACCUCAACUUCAGUGAGAGUCGCGAAUGGGGGACAGUGUCAAAGGCCUUGGCAAGUCAAUGAACAACACCGCAUGUCCACUGUCUACGGCUUCAGCCCAGCACUCACAAGGUACCAUAAAGUUCGUCUGACACGAAAAUCCUUUGCGAAAACCAUGUUGCUCGACGCUAAGCAGGUUAAACCUAUUUAAAUGGUCCUCUACUGUAUCUCGUACUAAUCUUUCA